This is a messenger RNA of Phytophthora sojae, 285 nucleotides long. RefSeq lists its product as hypothetical. NCBI's taxonomy places the organism in Eukaryota, Oomycota, Peronosporomycetes, Peronosporales, Peronosporaceae. The annotation marks the transcript as partial. The record is from RefSeq and is a predicted model, not a curated record. The transcript has a single exon.
UCCACAGCUGCAACAAUCCUGGUGCUGGCAACUACCAAGCUAGUGACUGCAGACUUGACGGUCACUGUGCAGCUCGAUGCAACCUACGCCGUCGAUUCCUCUCGAGGACCAGUAUGCUCUGGUCUUGGUGAUCUUCCAGUAGGAACAGCAUGUCCGCUCAAGGGGGAUGUCGCCGUAGCCGACUGCCACUCCAGUCUGCACACGUUCAAUGGGACCGACUGCGUUGCUCCGGUGGACGCCAAGUGCGUUGCUGCAGAUUCAACUUGGAGUUGCGCUUUUCCUCGU